Molecule: messenger RNA, 2295 nt
Organism: Oikopleura dioica
Lineage: Eukaryota; Metazoa; Chordata; Appendicularia; Copelata; Oikopleuridae
Source: the annotation of a GenBank genome assembly
AUGAACUCCCAAAGAGAAACUUUUGAAGCGCCGCGAAGUCCUACGUGCAGCAAAGACGAGUCUUCAAAUGUCUUCCAAAAGAACGGCGAAGACGAACAAGACCUGACCGAAAACGAAGAGUCCGCGCUGGAAAGCAUGGCCGCUCAGCCGGGAUCAGGGGGCAUUGACGCUCUUUCUCCGCGAUCAGAAUAUUUGGACGCCGAUGAUCGUCCGAUUGACUUACAAAUGGAGCUAACGACCUACCAAGUCGAGUCUAAUAAAGAUUUCGUUCCGAUGGAAGUGGAGUCCCUAGAACCAAACACCGAUGAAUCUGUUUGUUCAGAAUCAGAAUUUGAAAGUGCCCUUUCUCCUCCGAAAACUAUUGAAAAAGAACUCGAAGAAGAUGAUGAUGAUGAAGAUGACGAACCGAGCUUCCACAAGCCUCAAACUAGCCCUAAAGCUCCGGAACAUAAUGAAUUUCAGCCCAAUUGGUCAGCAAUAGAAGAUCCCAGCAUUAACAACCCUUCACAAGAAAACCCUUCGUUUGCAAAUAGUCAAAACGAAGAGCAACUUCAGUCCUCAAGUAGUCCCCAAAAUACCCAAAGUCCGCAACAUACAGACGCAUUUGAAAAAGGAGAGGCGAUAGAGGAAGAUUUACAAUCGUUGAAAAUCAACUCGCACGUAAAAGAAGAAACUUAUCAGGAAGAAACAAUCGACUUUUCCCAGUCUUCAAAUGGUUUCUCCUCUCAUUCACCUCGAGAUCUCAAAGAAAGUCCGAUGAAAAGAAGUCCUCACAGAAGUCCUCGAAGAAGUCCUCAAGAAGAAACAAUCGAUCCUGCUGAAAAUGGUGAUGUUUUCAUCCGUCCACUUCCUCUUGAAAGGCUGUCUGAAACGAGUCUGAACAACAACCCCUCCCCGCAAAUCAAGCUCGAAAUGGACUCAUCCCCAUCGGACAUGCAAGAAACGAGUCCUCCUGCAGAAUCAUCUUCUGCUCAGACGACACAAGAAUCGGACGAGCAACAAGAGCAAGUUAAGACCGAGGACGAGCUCGAAACAUUGACGAAAGAGGAGAAAUUAAUGCUCUUUCACCAACAGCGGCAGAUGAAACUAGCGCUGUUGAUGAGGCUCAGAGAAUUGAACGAAGAGUCUAUCGCUCGUGAAGAACAUCAUCAACUCGCGCUUCGUUAUUUGCCGACGAAGCAAUCUCCUACUCAAAUGGAGAGUCAACGACCAGUCAAAGAUUAUAACUCUGAUUCUUCGGACUCUUCGGAUUAUUCGGACGAUUCGGACGAUUCGGAAGAUUCUGCUGCCACUACGGAAGAGUCAGACGUAGAAGAAAGCGUCGUUUUUGAUGCUAAAAUAAUGCAAGAGCAAAAAAAGUUCACCGCCCGGCAGCUUGAUGAAGAUGCUGAUAUGAGACGAGUCGAAGCCCAACGCCUUAUUGAAAUCAAGAACAUUCAGCGAGUCGAAGAUAUCAUCCAAAAAUGCAACGAAACCCUGACAACAAAGGAAGAAGAGAUAAAAGCAGAAAAUGAGGAAAGCGAGCUUGAAAUCGUCGAAAACAUCCCAGAAGAAUCAUGCGCCCGAGUCAGACCCUUUUCAUUUGAACACAGACGAAAAAGGAACUUCAUCAGAAUUCCAGAACUUCGAUUCAAGAGUAGACACCACCCACUCGAUCCUGAUAGAUUGAGUUUAUCCGACGCGAUCACUUCCUAUUUGCACAAUUUCAACCCUUCGAACGAGCUUCAAGUGCCGGAAAAAUCCAGCCGCGGUAGAACACAGCGCUAUUCACAAGAUAAAGAAAAGAAACGCAGGAGCCAGUACAGUACGGAAGACACCGUCUAUUUCCCGCCUUCCGCGUCGCUUUGCACAAACAUCGAACUUUUGACCUGCAAGGAAAUUGACACUCCAAGCUUCCGAAUCAUAGACAGCGAUGACGAGAGGUCGUCGGAUGAUCUUGGAUCCGAUACGGAGCCGCCAGAAGACGAGGACUACAUCACAAUGCACAUGGCAAUGGAGAAGAAGGAGAAAAUGAGAUACUACCACGGCGCAAUUACGCAGUCCAAAAAGAAGAAGAAAAUUCUUGACGAGCCGCGAGUAGCCAGUCCCAAACGAGAAGGAUACUUUGCCCGUUCUAUGGAAAGCUACAAAGAAGACGGAAUCGGCUGGAAAAUAAGAAACUAUCCUCUUGAACCAAAACCAAAGAAAGAGCACAGAAGCAAGAAAAAGCGAAGAACAACGAGGGAACGAGGCGACUGGAGAAGCUCGAAGGAAGGAACCGGUUUGCGCCUGAAAAUCUCGCUGAAGAAACAUUGA